Planococcus citri (citrus mealybug) is the source of this 4219-nucleotide messenger RNA. RefSeq names its product voltage-dependent L-type calcium channel subunit beta-2-like. Gene Ontology annotation, molecular function: voltage-gated calcium channel activity; protein binding. Gene Ontology annotation, cellular component: voltage-gated calcium channel complex. The coding region runs from base 1123 to 2874 and encodes 583 amino acids. NCBI's taxonomy places the organism in Eukaryota, Metazoa, Arthropoda, Insecta, Hemiptera, Pseudococcidae. Gene Ontology annotation, biological process: calcium ion transmembrane transport. The transcript has 11 exons. The record is from RefSeq and is a predicted model, not a curated record.
UGUCAAAAAAAUGAUUUUCUAUCCAUAUUUUUAAAUUUAUUGAAUGCAAUUACAUAGAAUAGGAGAGGGAGAAGGGUCGAAUUUUCAUCGUGGUGUUUUGGGUUUGGACACAACAUUUUAGGGGUUCCGUGGAAAAAGGGCCUUAGUCAAUUUUUUAGCCUUAUUUUUUAUAUUCGUCUCUUAGUACCUUUUUAGCUCCCAUUUUGAAAAAAAAUGAAAACUUGGCGUGGAAUACUAAUUUUUUUUAGAUACUAAUUCGAUGACGUUUGAGCAUAAAAUACUGAGAUGUUUUUUUGAUUUGACCCCCCCCCCCCCUUCCUUUUCCUUGGUCUUUUCUCAGCCUCGAAUUUUUUUAUAAUUGGGAGCUGAGAAAUCAUUGACCGAAGGGGGGGGAGGAGAUCGAAUCCAAAAAUUGAACAGAUGCUUUGAAUUAACCGAGAACGAAGAUUCACGACAAUUGAAGGUUGAAAGAUUUUGUUCUCAAUCAUGCUUCUUCUCUUUCUUUCAACAUCGUCAUUUUGGAUUUUCUACGAACCUAUUCAUUUCAUUCCACUAUAAAAAUUACACCAAGAAAAAGCCUAUUCCUCUUCACAGACCCCCCCUCCCUCCAUAACAAUAGUCGAGAAUCUCACACUACACUGAAAAAAUCACACAGUUCACACGGUUGGAAAAUCGUGACUUUUGCAGAAAAAAAUGGCGUAAUAAAGUACAAAGUCAAGAAUCAACUCGGGGAACACAUUUAAAUUAGGUAUCCUGACGUACAUGAAACGAAAAAAAAAAAUUCCCUCGUUUUAAUAAACACGUUUCAAGUACAACAGGCGUAGGUAUCAUUCACGUCAGAGAGCUAUAAUUGCUACAAAAGACAGUCUCGUUCGUAUCACUAGCGAGUUUUUCCAUUUCCACAGGAACAGGAUAUCGCACUCGAAGAAGUUUUCUGCAGGGAAGGGUACCUCUCUGUGUACACACACAGGGUGAAACUCGAGGUCAGACGUGUUGUGGCAGCGAUGAAUCCUCGUUCAUGAUAAGUUAACGUGAGCCAAAUGUUAUUUACAUAACACGAUACGGAAACCGAAAUACAGAAAAGUAUAAGACGAUUAUGUCGUCUUUACUUUUUAUUAACAAAUGGUUCAAGAAGAAGUGACCGAUACAGCAGUAUGCCGUGUUAUGCGAGGAUACAGCAAUCGGACGCAACCUUACAAUAAAUUACACGCACAGAACUCAGCUGAUUCCAAUUUCUCAAAUCCAUCUUCGGACCUGUCGCUUGACGAGGAAAAAGAAGCGCUUCGGCGCGAAAAAGAAGGCCAGGCUCUCGCUCAACUGGAGAAAUCAAGAGAAAAACCAGUAGCUUUUGCUGUGAGAACGAACGUGGCCUACGAUGCCGCAGUGGACGACGAUUCACCAGUUCAUGGUUUUGCGGUAUCCUUCAACGUCAGGGAAUACUUACACAUCAAGGAAAAAUACGAUAAUAACUGGUGGAUCGGACGUUUGGUGAAGGAAGGAUGCGACGUAGGCUUCAUUCCUUCACCUUUAAAACUCGAAAACUUAAGACUGCAACAGACUCAAGUGCGAAACACAAAACUAUACAUGACCAAACCACCAUCAUCCGGUAAUUUAGGCGCACUAGCGUCUGACAUGCUGACACCAGCAAAAAGCGCCAAUUCGAGUGGCUCUUCCCCGCCUUCUCCUGUCGAAGAAGAAGAACUAUCAGGCGGUACAGGAGGAGGCAAGUCAAGAACAAAUCUAACACCGCCUUCCAAAGAAAAACGUAAACCUUUUUUCAAAAAACAAGAAUCAGCAGCGCCUUAUGAUGUGGUACCAUCGAUGCGUCCCGUCGUUCUAGUUGGUCCGUCGCUCAAAGGAUACGAAGUCACCGAUAUGAUGCAGAAAGCUUUAUUUGAUUUUUUAAAACGUAGAUUUGAAGGAAGAAUAAUCAUAACCAGAGUAACAGCGGACGUCUCACAAGCCAAAAGAUCAUUCCUGAACAACCCUUCUAAACGUCCAUUACUCGAAAGAACCAAAGUAAACUCAGCUGUCGAAGUACAAAAUGAAAUCGAAAGAAUAUUCGAACUUGCGAGAACAUUACAGUUGGUAGUUCUGGACUGCGAUACCGUCAAUCAUCCGUCACAAUUAAUGAAAACGUCACUAGCACCGAUAAUCGUUUACGUAAAAAUUUCAAGUCCAAAGGUACUCCAAAGACUAAUCAAAUCGAGAGGGAAAUCACAAUCGAGGUUUCUAAACGUACAAAUGGUAGCAGCCGAAAAGCUUAGCACGUGUCCUUCGGAAAUGUUUGAUGUAAUUUUAGAUGAAAACCAGUUAGAAGAAGCCUGCGAGCACUUGGGCGAAUACCUCGAAGCGUACUGGAGAGCUGCUCAUCCACCUUCGACUGCGAUCAUUACGCAAACGCCAAUUUUAACUCGAUCGCAUUUAUCACCUUCGGAUGAAAUUCACGCGAACAUGGUGCCAGUGAAUUCGACGUCGCCGCCAGGAAUACGCCAUGGGUAUCUGUUCAGUCACCCUGAAAGAGGCUAUUUACCGAUACGGGACCGCGGUCGAGGACAUUUGGAACGCGAACGAACAGCCGAAUACGACGAUUACGAACCAAACGGGCAUGGGCACAACGGAGCUGUCCAUUAUGGCACUAGUCAAUACCACGUACCAAGGGCCCAAUCUUCUUCACGUCAGCAAAGACAACAACAACAACAACAACAACAACAACAACGUCAUCCUUUAUAUUACCAAGGUAGCGACGGCUCCGAUAUAGACAAUUUCCAGCUCAGUCCGCCCGAAGAAGUGGAUCCGACCUAUUUAGAUACCGAAUACAAUCUUCCUUUUCCAAAUUUAUACGAAUCGUCGAGACGAAACGCACGUCAUUGAUCGCGAUCCAGAUGCGAGAAAAAUAAAGAAAAAAUCAAACUUUGUUUUUUUCUUAUUUAAAGUGCUUAGUUCCGCGUAUUGGGCCCAUCAUAGCUCAAGCUACGUAACGUGUAACUUCACCCUUUUCUUUUUUUCCUUUGUUUUUUACUUUUCUAUUUUAAAAUACGUAUUAUAUAUUUUAUUAAAUUGUAUGCUCGAUGUAUAGCGAAAUUAUGAUAGGUAAAUGAAAAAAAAAUCGAAAAAAUUUACGGAUUCGGUAUCCAUCCGCACAUCCCCUCUCCCUUAUACCCGCUUGACAAUAAUUUAAAAAUGACAAAAAAAAACUCACCAAUCAUAUGGCCGCGGUGAUGAAUCAGACCAGCACAGAAAUUCAGCCAAUCACGCAGCUUCCCGAUGACAUUUUUUUUCGUUCAUUCGUUAAUCAAACCUGGAAACCGAUAACGUAAAAAAGCUCAUUAGAAUAUAACGACCAAUGUUAUUCUUUGUAGAAUAUUAUCGUUUUAAUUUUUAUUCGAGUUUAUCUUCACUGUUUUUAAUAAAUUAAUUUUAUAUACUUACGAUUUUUUUAUUUAGACUGAAAUUCGCACAUAAACUGGAAAAAUAUCAAAAAAAUUUUACUAUAAAAAAAUUGCUUCUACCUUUUUCAAAUUUCGCUCCUCAUUUGUUGAGUUUAAAAUAAGCCCAAAAAAAAUAUUAAGAACCCAUUACGUCAUACUCGAGAAAAAAAAACUGAAUUUUAGCAGAAGACUGACCCCCUUACCCUUUUCCUUCCUCCCGCACAAGUGUAAAUGUUAUUUAAAAAGGGCUUCAUCACUCUAUCGUCCCUUUUUUUUCUAAAACAUCUUUACGCCCAGAGACUUAUUUUUCGUACGAAAAAUUGCAGCGUACAAAUCAUAUAUUUAUUAUAAUAAUAAAGACCUAAUGGGUUUAAUGAUCUUCGAAUAAAAGAACAAAAAAUUGUUUUUCAUUCAACGGGAUGAGUUGAUUUGAUCGGAAUUUUGUUUGUAAUUUGUAAAUUCAACAUUGUGCUAUUUUUCUAGCGUACAAAUAUUAUAAAUAAAUGUAUAAUAAUAUACAAUAUACUUUUUUUAAUUAUUUAUUUAUUUAUUUAUUUAUCGUAUUAAGCUUUGAUGUUCGUUUAAAUUCAAAGUAAUUAUAUUUGUUGUCAUUGUGAUAAAUUUAUUGAUUUACCGUUUAGUAAAAUUUAUGUAAAUGAAACAUUGUGUUCUUUGUUUUCUUUUUUUUUCUUUUUCGUUUCUGUAUUAAAGCGUGAUGUUGUAUUACAAGGGCUUCGAAAACUGAAACUGGAAUUCUUUACGAAUAAAUCAUUAGAAUAUUGUGGUAA